GCGCAUAUUUUUGUGUGUGUUGUUCUGUAGACACCUCUUCACCAUCAUGUCUUCUGAAGAAGGAAAGCUGUUUGUUGGGGGGUUGAACUUUGACACUGAUGAACAAGGUCUGGAGCAGCAUUUCAGCUCUUUUGGUCCUAUUUCUGAAGUUGUAGUGAUCAAGGACAAAGAAACACAGAGAUCAAGAGGGUUUGGCUUUAUCACCUUUUCCAAUCCUGAGCAUGCGUCAGAUGCCAUGAGAGCCAUGAAUGGGGAGUCUGUAGAUGGGCGCCAGAUCAGAGUUGACCAUGCAGGGAAAUCUUCACGUGGAUCCAGAGGUGGUUAUUUUGGCGGAAGGGGCCGAGGCCGUGGCUAUUCCAGAGGUGGUGGAGACAGAAGCUAUGGUGGUCGCUACGACAGCAGAAGUGGAGGUUAUAGUAGUUCCCGGGAUUACGGCAGAAGUCAGGGAGGCUAUGACCGCUACUCUUCAGGAGGCUCUUACAGAGACAGCUACGACAACUGAGGUAGGUAGCUCUGGGAAAGGGAUUGCAAAUUUCCUACUUGUCCAAAACACCUGUAACGUGCAGUGUUCCAACUUGCAACAGGUAGUGGCUGUAGUAGUAGCUCACUACUGGGUAGCUAAGCUCAAAAGAAGGAUUUUGAGCACCUGCCGUUGACUCAGUCUAAACAUUGCAGGCAUCAGUUCAGAUUACCGAUACGUUAACUUAAAUGCAUGUUGGACCUUAAGAACUGUUAACUUCAAAAUUGUACAGCCCAGCUACGGAGUGCUAAUUUGGGGGAGGGCCUUGAGAUUCCUAGCCUCACUAAUCUUUUAAAAAAGUCUAGGCAUGGUGAAAAUGCUGCAAACAUGUCCAUAUGCUUGUGCCUUUAUGAUUGUACCUGCUUCUUGUCCUCAGCUCACACCGAGUAAAAAUCCUUCCUGAAUCAAGAUCGUCCUUCCAAUGGCCGUAUUUAUAAAGAUUUUUGGAGCUUCGCUGAAUCUUUAGUUACCUACUUGUAUCUUCCCCUAUAUAGCUUUUUGUCACAUGCAGCCCGAAAGCUUCCUCUACAAGAUGGCCUGUUUAGACUUUGCUCAAGAAUUUCUUUUUUUCAAGAGUGGUUUUAAAGCAUUUUUGAAAUCUGGUUUUAUUUGUCUUUCUCAGCCUGAAGUUUUCUUUUAACUUGACUUAAAUGGGGCCCUUAAGAGUACCGGAAGCUGAGCAAAAAUUACUUCUGAAAAAGUGCGAUGCACUUUUUGGAGUUUAACUCUUAGCAUCACAAGGGAGGGUGACAGGCAAGCCACUUUGGUGUUACUGAAAGGGUUAAAUGGUUCGCAUUGAUCACAAUAAAGUCUGUUUUACUGUAUAGUAAACCUAGGACUCUGACGCUUUGAGAGGUUCUUGAAAAUGUUUGUUUAUAUUGUCCUUUUUUUACUGGAAGACGCGUGCAUAAUUCCAUUGACAUUGUAUUUUGAAGUGGAUAAGGAAGUUCCUGUACUGAGUUUUUGGCUUUACGAAGCCCAUUAAAAUCCCAUCUGAAACAA
Messenger RNA from Heteronotia binoei (common prickly gecko), 1522 nucleotides. RefSeq names its product RNA-binding protein 3-like. Gene Ontology annotation, molecular function: RNA binding; ribosomal large subunit binding. Bases 47 to 502 code for a protein of 151 amino acids. The transcript is spliced from 5 exons. Gene Ontology annotation, cellular component: spliceosomal complex. Gene Ontology annotation, biological process: positive regulation of mRNA splicing, via spliceosome; regulation of translation. The record is from RefSeq and is a predicted model, not a curated record. NCBI's taxonomy places the organism in Eukaryota, Metazoa, Chordata, Lepidosauria, Squamata, Gekkonidae.